Molecule: messenger RNA, 1072 nt
Organism: Leptinotarsa decemlineata (Colorado potato beetle)
Lineage: Eukaryota; Metazoa; Arthropoda; Insecta; Coleoptera; Chrysomelidae
Product: metaxin-3
Biological process (GO): mitochondrion organization
Cellular component (GO): SAM complex; cytoplasm
Source: RefSeq, a predicted model, not a curated record
UGACAUUCUUUUGUGUCAUGUAGUUACGGUAACCUCAACUAAUGGCGAGAUUGUCUCACAACAUUUUCAUGUGAAAACACUGCAAUAAUCGAAAAAAUUCCACGUAAAAAUGAGUGUUCAAGAUAAAUUUCAGUUAGUAGUUUACGAUGGUGAUUUCUCGUUGCCGUCGGUCGACAUAGAAUGUCUAAAAUCGAUAGUGUAUACGACGAUAGCGGGGGUCCCAGUUCAGGUUCGUCUGCUUGACAGCGUGAAACAAUGUACAUUUUACAGUGCCCCGAGUUUCGUUCAUAAGAAUUUACAGUUCAAAUCAUUCAACGAAAGUGUGUUGUAUCUGCGAACAUUGAAUUAUAACCUAGACGGAAAUCUGACAGCGAAGCAGUGCAGUGAAACUCUUGCGAUAACGAAUUUAGUGCUCUCGAAACUGAAACCUGUGUUGGAGUUCUAUUACUGGGUGGAUCAAAGAAACUCGGAGGAAUUUACUAGUGUGUGGUUUAUGAAAGCUCUCCCGUUUCCCUUCAAUUACUUGCAUACUAGGAGGUUCAAAGAAAAGUCGCUGGCUCUAAUAGAAAGUUUGUACCCAACUGAGACUAAUUUGGAUGUUAUCAAGGAAUUUCUGCAACGAGCAGCCCUCGAGUGUUUGUCAAGUUUGUCUACAAGAUUGGGAAAUUCUGAUUACUUUCACGGUACCGAUCCGACAAGUUUAGAUAUUAUCGUUUAUUCAUAUGUAUCGCCGUUUAUGAAACUUCCUUUCCCGUCCAAUGAUAUUUUGACUAUUCUCACUAUGUGGCCAAACUUGAAGAAUCUAGUGAAAAGAAUUGAUGCCAAGUAUUUUCGAAAUCUUCCUCGUGGACCGAAGUAUCUGAGAGUGGAAGAAAAAGUGAAAACCAGUGAUGAAGAAGUUUCUUAUGUGGCCAUACUAAUUUUGACUCUCAGUGCUACCACAUUAGCAUUAGGAUUUGCAUUCAAUAGAGGGCUCUUUUCCACCAGAGUAUUAUAUUGAAAAGUCAUUUUUGUAGAUAUUUGUUGAACAUUUAUCUGUGUCAUGUUCCAAUAAAGACUGAUAUUAUUGAAA